Molecule: messenger RNA, 2694 nt
Organism: Homarus americanus (American lobster)
Lineage: Eukaryota; Metazoa; Arthropoda; Malacostraca; Decapoda; Nephropidae
Product: protein VAC14 homolog
Exons: 15
Coding region: 182-2341 (719 amino acids)
Biological process (GO): phosphatidylinositol biosynthetic process; positive regulation of kinase activity
Cellular component (GO): endosome membrane; PAS complex
Source: RefSeq, a predicted model, not a curated record
GCAACACCUUCAGACACAGGGAGUAAACAGUCAUCAGCUGACCCAGGAAGGGGAGGCGUUGCUCAAGACAAUGUACAGUAAUUACCUAUUUUCCUCGUCCUUGUUCGUGAGUUACUGUGAGAGAGGAGUCGUGGGAUGUGUCUAAUUUGAUAGUGUGUACAUAAACCUUGAGAGGAUCGCCAUGAGUGAUAGAGAUUACUCGCCACUCAGCUCGGCUUGUGUCCGGGCUCUGAGUGACAAGCUGUAUGACAAGAGGAAGGCGGCCGCCCUCGAGAUAGAAAAGAUGGUGAAGGACUUUUCUGCUGUCGAUAACCAAGAGCAGAUCAGUCGACUCAUUCAUGUUCUUGAAGAAUUUGCCAUGUCUCACAACCCACACACACGAAAAGGAGGACUCAUUGGUUUGGCCGCUGUUGCCAUUGGACUUGGCACAAGGGGUAUUGGUCCGUACAUUCAAGACCUCGUCAACCCUAUCCUGGCCUGUUUUACUGAUAGCAACCCAAAUGUGCGCUACUAUGCCACGGAGUCCCUCUACAAUGUUGUCAGGGUGUCACGAGGAACCGUCUUAUCUCAGUUCAAUGACAUUUUCAUCAUCCUGGUUCGUUUGGCGACGGAUGCGGACCAGAACGUUAAAAAUGGCUCCGAGAUGCUCGACAGAAUAAUGAAAGACAUUGUAACAGAAAGUGCCUCAUUUGACUUGGUUGCAUUCAUUCCUGUCCUGCGUGAGAAACUUUACGUCAACAACCACUGGGCACAGACCUUGGUGGUGUCUUGGGUGCUGGUCCUCCACACUGUACCUGAUGUUGACACACUCUUGUUCCUCUCUGAGAUAUUAGAUGGCUUGUUUUUCAUCCUUGAAGCUCCCAAACCUGAAGUGAAAAAAAUGUGUGAGGCUGUGGUGGGGGAGUUCCUGGUGAGCAUCAAGAAAGCUCCAGAGAAAGUCAAGUUUGCUGACAUGAUCAACAUCCUCAUUGCACACGCUCAGUCAAGUGACCAGCUGGUGCAGAUGAUCGCCCUAACUUGGAUCAGUGAGUUUGUGAAGCUGUCUCGCCGCGUGAUGCUGCCUCACACUUCAGGGAUUCUCACCGCUACAAUUCCUUGCCUGGCUUUUGAUGAUCCCACAUAUGCCAAGACUCGAGCGUUGGCCGAAGACGUGAGCUCGGAACUGAUGGAACUCAUUACCGUGGAAGACGACAGAGAUGGCCCCGAGGGUUCGGCCGACUCGUCCAACGACCAGAACUCAGCGUCGCCCUGUAAUGAUUUUUGUAGUGAGGGGCUUGAUCUAAAGUCGGUGAUGGAGGUACUCCGUAAACAGCUGCGCAACACUCCGGUCCCCUGCAAGACGGCCGUCCUCCGAUGGGUCUACCACCUCCAUAACAAGAUCCCCAAUAAAAUGUGUCGGUACCUGGAGGAGUUAUUCCACGUUCUCCUGAGGACACUGUCGGACCCUUCUGACGAGGUGGUGUUGCUGGUGAUUCAGGUGUUGGCUCAGAUCGCCUCCACGACCAACCAGCAUCCUGCGGCAGCCAUACAAGUGGUGGACGGUGAGGAGAGGAACAACGUCGACGAGUACUUCACAAGAUUCCUCCAAAACCUUCUUCAUCUCUUUGCCACUGAACGGAAUCUCUUAGAAGACCGCGGACCUUUUAUCAUCAGGCAGCUGUGUGUGAUGUUGAGUGCUGAGGACAUAUACCAGACCCUGGCAGAGCUACUGCAGAAGGAGGAGAACCUGACUUUUGCAUCAGAAAUGGUGCAGACAUUGUCAUCGAUUCUUCUUACAUCAAAGGAAUUGUUUUCCCUAAGAAUACAACUGAAGGAUCUCUCAACUCCGGAAAGCUGUGAUUUGUUUGUUAACUUGUAUCGUUCGUGGAGUCACAACUCAGUGGCGACCCUCACCCUCUGCCUCCUCACCCAGAACUAUUCACAUGCAGCUUCCCUCGUCCAUGCCUUUGGAAAUAUUGAAGUGACGACAGAUUUCCUAGUGGAGGUGGAUAAGCUGGUCCAGUUGGUGGAAUCUCCUAUAUUUACCUAUCUGCGCCUGCAGCUGCUGGAUCCUGUUGGUCACUCGGCUCUGGUGGAGACACUGUACGGGCUCCUUAUGUUGCUGCCCCAGAGUGAUGCGUUCUCUCUCCUGCGGUGCCGCCUCAACUGUGUCCCUCCCAGUCACCUUCUGAAACACACACACGGCAAGGUAGAGGAACGCCCUCUGGCCAGCUCUAUGGACUUUGAUGAACUUUUGACACAUUUCUGUACCACACAAGAGAAACACAGGAAGUACAAACAUCAGAAAAUUAGGCAGAGACUACAGUCCAGCAUCGACCCCUCGGCCAGACACCAGAGCUAGUGGGUGGUGGGGUCAUAUGUUUAAGAAGUAUCAUCUUUUGGUAUACAGUAUAUACUUCAGGCUGAUGAAGGCAUAUAAUAUUCACAAGUCAUGAAACAAAUUCUGAUUAUCACUUCUUAUUUUUCAUAAUUUUUUAAAAGAUGUUUCAAAGAUUCUUUUUUUUCUUGAGAGUGAGAGAUACAUACAGUACUGUACUAGUAUCAUAAGUUUAGAACAUUUUCUAAUUAAUAUAAAGUUAGUGUCACUAAGUAUGAAUCGAUCACCAAAUCACUUGAUUCUUUUGUAUUUAGUCACGGUUAAUAUGUACCUAAGGGAUGAUUGUAAUGGUUUUAUUAAAAUGUUUUUGUAGAUUC